Molecule: messenger RNA, 5678 nt
Organism: Oreochromis aureus
Lineage: Eukaryota; Metazoa; Chordata; Actinopteri; Cichliformes; Cichlidae
Gene: klc1a
Product: kinesin light chain 1a
Exons: 16
Coding region: 458-2386 (642 amino acids)
Biological process (GO): axo-dendritic transport
Cellular component (GO): cytoplasm; kinesin complex; membrane-bounded organelle
Molecular function (GO): kinesin binding
Source: RefSeq, a predicted model, not a curated record
UUUCACGUACUGUGCAGUUAGUCAUUCAGCCAGCUACAGCACUGAGGAGCUGUCAUCUCCAUGGGGGACUGAUGAACUUUUUAUUCCGCUCCAUGAAGCCCUUGUCAGGCUAGUUUGACGGAGCAGUUCCUGCCAUGGAAGCAGCGGAAAAUACUCGCUUCUCUUGAACGGCUGACUGAAAUCGCUGUUUUGACAGAUAGCUAGGUGAUUAGCUAUGUAGCUAGCUGGUCAGAGGUUGAUGCAGUGAAACCCGGCGUCAGAAGGCAAAACACAGCCUAGCAGACAAAGACAGUGUGAAAAUUGUGUUUUUUAACUUAGUAUAUUUCUUACACUUCUUUUACACUCUACACAGGCUGUCGGCCAAAAGAAAAAAUCCCAUUUAGAAAAGACGUGAUUUAAAAGGGGAAGAGGAACAUUGAAGUCGAGCUACAUUGGCAACGGAUGUCCCAGAGAACGAAUGCGUGAGGACAUGUCCACCAUGGUGUGUGUGAAGGAGGAGGAGGAUCCUGGGGAGAAGCUGUCCCAGGAUGAGAUCAUUUCCCGGACCAAGCAGGUGAUUCAAGGAUUGGAGGCCCUGAAGCAAGAGCACCACUCCAUCCUGGAGGGCCUUCUGGGCACGCUGCGCUGCCUGAAGCAGGAUGAGGAGGGCGUUCUCGUGGAGGAAAAAUCGCACAUGAUCCGCAAGUCCCUGGAGAUGCUGGAACUUGGGCUCAGCGAGGCUCAAGUGAUGAUGGCGCUUUCAAACCACCUGAGCUCAGUUGAGUCUGAGAAGCAGAAGCUGAGGGUACAGGUACGGCGACUCUGCCAGGAGAACCAGUGGCUAAGGGACGAGCUGGCCGGGACACAGCAGAAACUGCAGAAGAGCGAGCAGAGCGUGGCUCAGCUGGAGGAGGAGAAGAAGCACCUGGAGUUUAUGAACCAGCUGAAGAAGUACGACGAGGACUUGUCCCCCUCUGAGGAAAAGGAUUCAGACUCUACCAAAGAGACUUUGGAUGAUCUCUUCCCAGAUGAUCAGGAUGACCAAGCCCCAGGCAUCCAGCCAGCCCACAGCAGUGCUGCAGCAGCUGCUGCUCAGCAGGGAGGAUACGAGAUUCCUGCUCGACUGAGGACCCUCCACAACCUGGUGAUCCAGUAUGCCUCCCAGGGCAGGUAUGAGGUGGCUGUGCCUCUCUGCAAACAGGCUUUGGAAGACCUGGAAAAGACUUCAGGACACGACCACCCAGAUGUGGCCACAAUGCUUAAUAUCUUAGCCCUUGUUUACAGGGAUCAGAACAAAUACAAGGAGGCCGCCAACCUGCUGAAUGAUGCUCUGGCCAUCAGGGAGAAGACACUUGGGAGGGACCAUCCAGCUGUUGCUGCAACUCUCAAUAAUCUGGCUGUCCUGUAUGGGAAGAGAGGGAAGUACAAGGAAGCAGAGCCUCUGUGCAAGAGAGCGCUGGAGAUCAGAGAAAAGGUGUUGGGCAAGGACCACCCAGAUGUGGCCAAGCAGCUAAACAACCUGGCCCUGCUGUGUCAGAACCAGGGCAAGUAUGAGGAGGUGGAGUACUACUACAUGAGAGCGCUGGAGAUCUACCAGACCAAACUGGGCCCAGAUGACCCUAACGUGGCCAAGACCAAGAACAACCUGGCGUCCUGUUACCUGAAGCAGGGCAAGUUCAAGCAGGCUGAGACCCUGUAUAAAGAAAUCUUAACCCGCGCUCACGAACGGGAGUUUGGCUCUGUUGAUGAUGAGAACAAACCAAUCUGGAUGCAUGCUGAGGAGAGAGAGGAGCAAAGCAAGGGGAAGCAGAAAGACGGUUCACCAUUUGGAGAGUAUGGAGGCUGGUACAAAGCCUGUAAAGUCGACAGCCCCACGGUUACCACCACCCUGAAGAACCUUGGUGCCCUCUACAGGCGGCAGGGCAAGUUAGAAGCAGCUGGGACCCUGGAGGAAGCUGCGAUGCGUUCCAGAAAGCAGGGUCUGGACAAUGUGCACAAGCAGCGCGUGGCUGAGGUGCUGAGCGAGCCGGAGGCCCGAGAGAAGCAGCGAAGCCGCGAGAGCCUGAAUUCUGACACGGUGAAGUAUGAGAGCGGGCCAGACGGUGGCGAGGAAGUGAGUAUGAGCGUGGAAUGGAACGGGGAUGGUUCCAGCUCUCUGAAGAGGAGCGGAUCCUUCAGUAAACUACGAGCGUCAAUCCGCCGCAGCAGCGAGAAACUCGUUCGCAAGCUGAAAGGCGGCGGCUCAUCCCGAGACAGCGAGCCCAAAAACCCCGGCAUGAAGCGAGCCAGCUCUAUGGGGAUGCUUAACGUGGCGGACAAGGCUGCGAAUGACCACUACCAAGAACGAAAUAAUUGUCUGAGAAAAAGUCGCGACCUGAGUGCCAGCCACACUAACCUGGCGCGUUGAAGGUUUUUUACUCUGAGGAGGUGAAAGGUCACGGAGAACUGAACUGAACUGAACUUCUGACCAUCCUCGAUGUAAAUAGCUGUUUGUGAAAGCUUGACAUCUCCCAUAUUCUACUUCAGCAUCAUCCCAUCAUGUGCUAACUAUACAGAUUUUAGUCUUUCAUUGCACUCUUGAAGGUUUAUGAUCUCAGAUGGUAAUUUGUGGUAUGUAAUUAUAUCAGUACAUAUCGGGGGGGUAUGAACGUACGGUGGGCUGCUGUAUGUUUCUUUGUUUCAGUCUAAUUCUAUGUGCAUGUACUGUAUGUAAGUGUGUGCUGGUGUGAGUGGCUGCCCUCUCAGAUUACAGUUUAAUAUUUUGUUUUGUUUUUCUAUACUAGUGGUGGUAAAGGCGGGCGCAGAGUGGAGUUUUAAUUUUAGAAUCAUUUCUAAUGUAGAGGCUAAAAACUGCAGGGGAUGAAUCCAGUUGGCAGUCCUAGAUGACAGAGAGGAGCUCAGUCACUGUUUAGCUAUACCCUAACAAUAACUAUUGCUAUGGUAGGAGUAAACAGCAACCUCUGGACCUGAAAAGGGUCAGUGAGGGACCAAAACUCACAAUUCAUCAUCCAAAUCAAGUAAAUCUCGAUAACCGCCCAUUUUAUGAAAAGCCCAGCUUUACAGCAUAGACAAGCGUGUUUUUGUUCUUUAUAGAUCAUCUCUAUCUGCAUGCAGCUUCAUGCAGCAUGUUUUCUAUAUAUAUAGAAGUCACCUGUCCACUGUUUCUAAGGUUUAAACCUAUGCAAAACCAAACAGAUUUAAAGGUGGAUACAAUUGAAUCUUAUUUAAAGUUGUUUUGUUUGAGCCUGUUUUUGCUUGCAUCUCUUUUGAAAUGACCACUAGCCAGCUCUCUAGCUUUAUCUGAUCAUUUAACAGGUGUACCGUUUUUCAUCCAAGUAUGUUUUGAAAAAGGAAAAUAGAAGAUUGUGAAGGGCAGAUUGCUGAACCCGAGGCUUCACAGCCGUAGUCAGCAAACCAGUCGUUUAAAUCACUAUCGCUAUGUUCAUCUUUUAGAUAAAGCUGCACUGAAUUUCGCUUUAAUUUGCUAAAAGCUUCUGGAUGCUCCAUUAAUGAUUUGCUGCUCUGCUGAAACAUGACUAAAGAAACCAUGUUUGUCUUCACUGGUACCGAUCAUUAAAACAACAAAGAACUACGAUUUAGCUCAUAAACCUUGAUGAUUUCAAAUUAAUCACAAUUUUUGGCCAGUGUUGAUGUUUUCACACCACUUUCUUUAUAUUUGGCUGUGUGCUGAAUUCUAACUCUGCCAAUAAGAACAGUUCUACUUCCUAAGACUCUUCACUCUUUGUUCUGCAGAUUUCCAAAUGAAGUUGUGCACAGAGUGUAGAUUAGUUGAGAAAAUCUCCUGAUGUGUAUGAAUCUCAGCAGCUGUAGUUCACAAAAACAUGGAAACCUGUCCAGGGAUCUUUCAGCUGCCUCUUCCUAAAAAUAAUCCGUCCUGUGUUGAUUGAUUCAAUAUUUAGCUUUCGAUGUGUGAAGUUCCAUGUUUACAUGAUUUGGGGUUUGUAAAUUAUGUUUUUAUUUGUUUCUGUCUUUGCGCUGUUUCUUUUUAUAUCGUUCUGUAAUAAGCCUUGAGAGCAGGAUCCGUGGACUGACUAGCACACGAAGGCUGGCCCGCACACUCUCAGGACUGAGGCUGUACUUCCACACACUGACUACAAACUUAACGUCACUCCAGACUUUUUAAGUAAUGACGGGAGAAAUGUUUGCAGGACUUUCAAUGACGAGACAAAACUUUGCCAUGUGAGUGAAGUUGAACCAAAAAGUGGAAAUUUUUUUAAUGAACACCACACGGAAUUUUUAAUGUACAUUUUUGUGAAGUGAUUUAAAUUUCCAGUUAAAUAUAGAGAUAUCCAACAUAAUCCUGGUAUGAAUACUGAAGGACUUAUCAUUAAAAAAACAUUUAAACAAUUUCUGUGUUUAAAUGUACAAGUUGACUUGUGAUUGUUCUAAGAGUUAAUCUCGAAAUUAAACUUUUCCCUUUACUGGCCUUUUGAUAACUUUAUGUUAAAUGAAGGUAACUAUGCGUACAUGCUCACUUCUUUAAAAGGAAGCUACAUAAUAUUUAGCAUAUUUAAUGUCCUUUACUGGUGGUAAGCUUGAACUGAAAGAACAUACAACCGGUUAAAUGAUGAUGAAGUGCCUUGUUUAAGAGAUCCCCAGAGAUGGUAUAUUUUGUGUGGAGAGUUUCUUCUGUUUGAGCUGGGCUGUGUAUUUACAUUUCUUUUCAUUUCAGACACACACAAAUGCACAUGAUGUCCAUUUAUGGAGAAGUAAGCUGCUACAAAAUAUAUUUUCUAUAUAGAUUGAAGUUAUAGAAAUAAUGAAAAUCAAAAAUUAUUAGAGUGAAUGCACAUGCAAUGGUAGUCUGCAGCUGAGUCCAUUUUUUUAUACUGCCUUAGACAUAUAGAUACAUUAUAGAUGUAUAUUUUUACAGGAACUCAGAAGCCUGUUCUGAAAUGUUAGAAUUUUGUCUAAACGCACCUAAACAGCCUCACCAACUGCACAUGACCUUUGUGUGCAUGUCUUUGAAUUUAAAGUCUUUAAAUUAGAUUCGAGCAAAGAUUAUACAGACUAGAUUAGAAGAUUAGAAAUUUGGUGAGAGAUCCUGAGUCAGCUUUUAACAUUAACAUUAAACAUUAAAUUAAACGCAAUGAACUUCACAUUGGACAAAUUCAGUACAACGUGAUCUAGAAGAAGGCGUUACAGUAUACAAAGAUGCGCAUACAAAGGAUUGAUGAGAAAAGCUCAAACAGAUGAAACGGCACAAAAAAUUAGAAUAAACCCUCCAUAUCAGCCUAGGAAUGACCACAGUGGUCUGUUUAAUAAAUGCACUAAUGAUAAAGAAGUCUCCACAGAUCAACCAUAAUCAGGUUUAACCGUCCAUCUCCAAACAGCCCUAGCACAUUUGUAAAUCUUUAGCAUGAACACCUAGUUGAGAAGGAUUUGCACUGGAAACAUCAGACUGGCGUAAAGUAAUAAUGAUGAUCUCCCACCUUAAGCUGCAUUGAUUAUUGUACUGAUGUGUGACUAAUGCAUUUGCUGCAUUGUACGUUGUCUCUGUUGUGUUUCCUGAAUCUUACAUAUUUUUUUUGGCAGGGUUGUGCAAUAUGGUUUUGUUUUCAUUUCUCUUAUUUGUUGGAAAAAAAAAACCCUCUUUACAUCUCACAGAUCAGACCUUUAACUUCAAUAAAAAUCGACACCUGAAGAAUGAAUUCACAUGAAGGUGUCACAAACCAUUA